Messenger RNA from Rosa chinensis, 618 nucleotides. Its product is annotated as agamous-like MADS-box protein AGL18. The coding region runs from base 1 to 618 and encodes 205 amino acids. Lineage: Eukaryota; Viridiplantae; Streptophyta; Magnoliopsida; Rosales; Rosaceae. Gene Ontology annotation, cellular component: nucleus. Gene Ontology annotation, biological process: regulation of transcription by RNA polymerase II. The transcript has a single exon. The record is from RefSeq and is a predicted model, not a curated record. Gene Ontology annotation, molecular function: RNA polymerase II cis-regulatory region sequence-specific DNA binding; protein dimerization activity; DNA-binding transcription factor activity, RNA polymerase II-specific.
AUGGCCAUGUCAGGUCCAAGAAGAACUAAGAUCGAGAAGAUCGAACAUCUGAGUAGCAGGCAAGUCACCUUCUCCAAACGCCGCAAGGGGUUGUUCAACAAGGCAGAAGAUUUUUCACUUAGAUGUGGCGCAGAGAUUGCGGUCAUAGUUUUCUCCAACACCAAAAGGAUGUACGAGUUCUCAAGCACCAGCAUGGAGCACAUUCUUUCAAGAUACAACAAGGAGCGUGCCGCCGGCUUUUUGAUCGAGUCUCCAGAAAAUAAGAGCCAACAUGAGCCGAGUUCAUCAUCCGAUAGUUUGAGUGCAAUAGGGCUACUGCAGGAAGAAAUUAGAGCCCUAAACUUGGACUGCUCGAGAUUGACGGGUACGGAGUUGGAUGGCAUGAGUUUGAGAGAGCUGAAUGAGCUAGAGAAAAAAAUAAGGGAAGGGAUCGAAUCAGUUGAGAAAAGGAAGAAUGAAGUGCAAAACUACUACCAGCCCUCGUAUAUGCUUGAAGAUUCAAACCGUUUGGAUGGGAAUAAUAGCAAUUUUUUCUCUGGUACAAGCUCAAGUGCCAUUUCAGGUUGUACUGAAUCAGAGCAAAGUAAACAGUUUGUAGAUACUUGUUUGCACUUGUGA